Messenger RNA from Gregarina niphandrodes, 1251 nucleotides. RefSeq names its product chitinase. Gene Ontology annotation, molecular function: hydrolase activity, hydrolyzing O-glycosyl compounds. The transcript has a single exon. Gene Ontology annotation, biological process: carbohydrate metabolic process. The coding region runs from base 1 to 1251 and encodes 416 amino acids. NCBI's taxonomy places the organism in Eukaryota, Apicomplexa, Conoidasida, Eugregarinorida, Gregarinidae. The record is from RefSeq and is a predicted model, not a curated record.
AUGAGAAGUUUGGCGAGUACUGCGUUGUUAGUGUCGGGUGUGGCGCUGGCGGGUGAGAGGGUACCUGUGUACGUGUACGUGGACGACUGGACGUAUACGGGGUCUGGAUUGGCUGAUGAGUUGGUGAAGUUGUCCAAGGACGGGCAGGUUAGUCACAUCAUUCUGGCGUUUUACUUGCAAGGGAACGCGCAGUUCCCGGACAACACUGCGGACACGGUGUUGGCGUGGAGCAACAUGUCGGACGCGGAGCGGUCGAGUUGCGUGGCGACAUUGCACAGUCAGGGGACGCAGUUGUUAUUUUCGAACGGUGGUGCAAGUGAGGAGGCUAACUGGCUGAGUGUGGACCCGGUGCAGUAUGCAACAGAUGUCUGUAAGUUGGGUCAGACCCUUGGACUCGAUGGCGUUGACUUCGACAAGGAGGGUAUCGGCAGCACGACGGACGACGUGUACCAGUGGAUGAGCACGGCCACCAAAACGUGCCGUGAUAUAUGGCCCGGUGCCAUCAUCACGAGUGCGCCGCAGUCACCCUUCCUCAUCAACCCCGCUGGCAAGAUCUGGACCGAUCUCACGCAGGACGGAGUCGGCCACGACCACUACCUCAUCCAAUACUACAACCAGGGCUCCUGGUACCAAGACACCACAUACGAAGGCCUCUUCCACAACUCGGGUCAGGGGACCGUCAACGAACUAUGGGACCGCUACCCCUCCGCCGAUAAGAGCACCUUCGUCGUCGGCAAACCUUAUCUGACCGAAGACGCCAGCAACGGGCAAGUCGAACUCGGCGAACUACGCACCAUCAUCUGCAAAGCCUGGACCGACGACGGCUACCGCGGCGGCAUCAUGUUCUGGAAGGCACACCUCGGUCAAGACUACACUGGCUUCGCCAAGUUCGCCGCACCCUGCGACGGCUCGCAACCCGACAACACUACCGCAGCACCUACCACCGCACCUACCACCGCACCUACCACCGGCAAGACUACCGCACCCACUACCCCACCCACCACCGGCGCUACCACUGCGACCACUGCUCCCAUGACCACCAACCCUAACGGGAACUCCGGAGGCACCUGCAACGUCCUAGCGGAUUGCCAGGCCGCCGUCGGCGGCGUGAGCAGCGCUUACGACCUCUACUGCCAGAACCUGUGUGAACGCUACACCAGCGACCUCGCAGCUUACUGCCCCAGCAAUAACACACCCGGUGGCCUCCGGACGUGCGUGGUCAAGCAACAGGCCGCGUGUGUACUCAAAUAA